This is a messenger RNA of Myotis daubentonii (Daubenton's bat), 4150 nucleotides long. It is a transcript of the gene CTNNA2, whose product is annotated as catenin alpha 2. The record is from RefSeq and is a predicted model, not a curated record. NCBI's taxonomy places the organism in Eukaryota, Metazoa, Chordata, Mammalia, Chiroptera, Vespertilionidae. Gene Ontology annotation, molecular function: cadherin binding; actin filament binding; structural molecule activity. Gene Ontology annotation, cellular component: actin cytoskeleton; catenin complex; adherens junction. Gene Ontology annotation, biological process: cell-cell adhesion; cell migration.
CGGGCCGCUGCCGCUCGCGCUGGGGCUGGACGCGGAGCGGGAGGGGGGCGGGGGGAGCGGCUCCGCUUCCAGGCUCGAGUGAGGCGGAGACCCGGGCUGGCGGGCGGAGCAGGAGGCACCGCACCUCGGCCAGAGGCGGCUGCUGCAGCUGCUGCCCUUGCGCUCGCCGCCGCCUCUCCAGCGCUUCUGUGAUCACCCCUCCAGCUGCUGGGCGCCGCGGCGAGAGAGAGGAGGAGGCGAGAAACUCCCACCGACCCACAGAGGGAGAUGACUUCGGCCACGUCACCUAUCAUUUUAAAAUGGGACCCCAAGAGUUUGGAAAUCCGGACGCUCACAGUGGAGAGGCUACUGGAGCCGCUUGUCACACAGGUGACGACCCUUGUGAACACCAGCAACAAAGGCCCAUCAGGUAAAAAGAAAGGGAGGUCAAAGAAAGCCCACGUCCUGGCUGCGUCUGUAGAGCAAGCCACUCAGAACUUCCUGGAAAAGGGGGAACAGAUCGCUAAGGAGAGCCAGGACCUCAAAGAAGAACUGAUCGCUGCUGUGGAAGAUGUGCGCAAGCAAGGUGAGACCAUGCGCAUCGCCUCUUCCGAGUUUGCUGAUGACCCGUGCUCAUCCGUGAAGCGUGGCACCAUGGUGCGGGCGGCCAGGGCUUUGCUAUCCGCUGUAACCCGCCUACUCAUCCUGGCAGACAUGGCAGAUGUCAUGAGACUUUUAUCUCAUCUGAAAAUUGUGGAGGAGGCCCUAGAAGCUGUCAAAAAUGCUACAAAUGAGCAAGACCUUGCAAACCGCUUCAAGGAAUUUGGGAAAGAGAUGGUGAAACUUAACUACGUCGCAGCAAGGAGACAGCAGGAGCUGAAGGAUCCCCACUGUCGGGACGAGAUGGCCGCCGCCCGAGGAGCCCUGAAGAAGAACGCCACCAUGCUGUACACGGCCUCCCAAGCCUACCUCCGCCACCCAGACGUGGCUGCCACAAGAGCCAACCGCGAUUACGUGUUCAAGCAAGUCCAGGAGGCCAUCGCCGGCAUCUCCAAUGCUGCUCAAGCCACCUCGCCCACGGACGAGGCCAAGGGCCACACGGGCAUCGGCGAGCUGGCUGCGGCCCUGAAUGAGUUUGACAAUAAGAUCAUCCUGGACCCCAUGACGUUCAGCGAGGCCAGGUUCCGGCCGUCCCUGGAGGAGAGGCUGGAGAGCAUCAUCAGCGGGGCCGCGCUCAUGGCCGACUCCUCCUGCACCCGGGACGACCGGCGCGAGAGGAUCGUGGCCGAGUGCAACGCGGUGCGCCAGGCGCUCCAGGACCUGCUCAGCGAGUACAUGAACAACACUGGAAGGAAGGAGAAAGGAGAUCCUCUAAACAUUGCAAUUGAUAAGAUGACCAAGAAAACAAGAGAUCUAAGGAGACAGCUUCGGAAAGCUGUGAUGGAUCACAUAUCUGAUUCUUUCCUGGAAACCAACGUCCCUUUGCUGGUUCUCAUUGAGGCUGCAAAGAGUGGGAAUGAGAAGGAAGUGAAGGAAUAUGCCCAGGUUUUCCGUGAACAUGCCAACAAGCUGGUGGAGGUUGCCAAUUUGGCCUGUUCCAUCUCCAACAAUGAGGAAGGGGUGAAAUUGGUUCGAAUGGCAGCUACCCAGAUCGACAGCCUGUGUCCCCAGGUCAUCAAUGCCGCUCUCACGCUGGCUGCCCGGCCGCAGAGCAAAGUUGCUCAGGACAACAUGGAUGUCUUCAAAGACCAGUGGGAGAAGCAGGUCCGAGUGCUGACGGAGGCCGUGGAUGACAUCACCUCAGUGGAUGACUUUCUUUCUGUCUCAGAAAAUCACAUCUUGGAGGACGUGAACAAAUGUGUGAUAGCUCUACAAGAGGGGGACGUGGACACUCUGGACCGGACUGCGGGGGCCAUCAGGGGCCGGGCAGCUCGAGUCAUACACAUCAUCAAUGCUGAAAUGGAGAACUAUGAAGCUGGUGUUUACACUGAGAAGGUGCUGGAAGCUACAAAAUUGCUCUCUGAGACAGUGAUGCCACGUUUUGCCGAACAAGUGGAGGUUGCCAUUGAAGCCCUGAGUGCCAACGUCCCUCAACCAUUUGAGGAGAAUGAGUUCAUCGAUGCCUCUCGCCUGGUGUAUGACGGCGUUCGGGACAUCAGAAAGGCUGUGCUGAUGAUCAGGACUCCAGAAGAACUAGAGGACGAUUCUGACUUUGAGCAGGAGGACUAUGACGUGCGCAGUAGGACAAGUGUUCAGACCGAGGACGACCAGCUCAUCGCAGGGCAGAGUGCGCGGGCCAUCAUGGCGCAACUGCCGCAGGAGGAGAAGGCAAAAAUAGCUGAGCAGGUGGAGAUAUUCCACCAAGAGAAAAGCAAGCUGGAUGCCGAAGUGGCCAAAUGGGAUGACAGCGGCAAUGACAUCAUUGUGCUGGCCAAGCAGAUGUGCAUGAUCAUGAUGGAAAUGACAGACUUCACAAGAGGCAAAGGCCCAUUGAAAAAUACAUCCGAUGUCAUUAAUGCUGCCAAGAAAAUUGCUGAAGCAGGUUCUCGAAUGGACAAAUUAGCUCGUGCCGUGGCUGAUCAGUGUCCUGAUUCAGCGUGUAAGCAGGAUUUAUUAGCCUACCUUCAACGAAUUGCCUUGUAUUGCCAUCAGCUUAAUAUCUGCAGCAAGGUGAAGGCGGAAGUGCAGAACCUGGGAGGAGAGCUCAUUGUGUCAGGGACAGGAGUUCAGAACACUUUCACUACCUUUUAUGAGGUAGAUUGUGAUGUCAUAGAUGGGGGCAGGGCUAGUCAACUUUCUACCCACCUCCCAACCUGUGCUGAGGGAGCUCCGAUCAGUGGAAGCAGUGAUUCCUCCAUGGUUUAUUCCCAGGAUUCCUGCUCCAGGCUGGGGGAGCAAAGGGGUUCUGAAGAAGAGAUAGGCUAUAAUAUUUUUGCUGCAGAAUUAGACACCAUCUAUCUGAAAAUGGAAUCUGUGCUGGACAGCGCCACGUCGCUCAUCCAGGCAGCUAAAAACCUGAUGAACGCUGUUGUCCUCACGGUAAAAGCAUCCUAUGUGGCCUCGACCAAAUACCAGAAGGUCUAUGGGACAGCAGCUGUCAACUCCCCUGUUGUGUCUUGGAAGAUGAAGGCUCCGGAGAAGAAGCCCCUUGUGAAGAGAGAAAAGCCUGAAGAAUUCCAGACUCGAGUUAGGCGAGGGUCUCAGAAGAAACACAUCUCGCCUGUGCAGGCCUUAAGUGAAUUCAAAGCAAUGGAUUCCUUCUAGGACGAUAGGCUUUAACAAGAACGCCUUUUCUUUCUUUCUUUUUUCUUUCCUUUCCUUUUUCAAUCCAUUUUUUGUAUGCAUACCUGCCGACUUGUGUGCCUCAGGCAUGGGGAAAUUAUGGGAGCGGAGUCUGUUUGCAUGCAGGAUGCGGUGGGAUCAAUACUACUGACCCAUCUGUAAGCCUGGAGAGGGGACGGGGACGCCCUGUCCUGAGGUGGCACAGAGCUGUUCUUUGCAACAUUCUCAUAAAAUCUGGUGAAGAGUUUGUAUCACAAUGUUUACGGGAGUGGGAGGGAGGGGAAACAUAAACUUAACGCUACAAGAGCAAAUUCUAAUGCAUGCAGGAAUCAUUUGGUUGGCAGGUAUAUUAAGUGAAAAAUCUGGAAGUGUUAAUGGUAGAACAUAAAGCUUGUAUUGCUUCCAUUUCGAUGCAAAAAUAUCCUAGCCAGUAUGCUUAAGUGUGUGGCCCACAAAUGAAACAACUGAACUUUGAAGUCCUAUCCAUAAUAUGUCGAUUUUUUUUAAUGAAGGGGAAACUAACUCCUCCAGCCUAAAUAUGCUUCUUUUAAUCUGUAUUCUGUUCUUUCUCUUCUAGUAGUGCCGUUACUAGUGCUCAUGGAAUCGAUUUUUCCCCGUCACUGAAAACAAUAAACAUUUAUUUGAGACAAUUAUAAUUCUUCUGUGGGCACUGGAAGCACAAUAGAGUGUUCAAUCUUGCUUUUACUUUUUUUAAAAAAAAUUGAACGAUGAUUUUGCUAGAAAUAGGAGGCCCAGUGGUUGGAUGUUAGAGGAAUGGAAACUGACAACGUGUAAAGGUUUAGAGGCAAAUACAUAGGUGUAGCUUGGAGUGCUGGUAUCGACUAUGGCAUUGUAUCCACUAACUCAAAAUAAACGCAUUUAAUCUCGA